Cyphomyrmex costatus is the source of this 1426-nucleotide messenger RNA. It is a transcript of the gene Sas10, whose product is annotated as UTP3 small subunit processome component Sas10. The record is from RefSeq and is a predicted model, not a curated record. The coding region runs from base 92 to 1426 and encodes 444 amino acids. The transcript has 4 exons. Gene Ontology annotation, biological process: maturation of SSU-rRNA from tricistronic rRNA transcript (SSU-rRNA, 5.8S rRNA, LSU-rRNA). Gene Ontology annotation, cellular component: small-subunit processome; nucleolus. NCBI's taxonomy places the organism in Eukaryota, Metazoa, Arthropoda, Insecta, Hymenoptera, Formicidae.
UGUACUGCUGUGUACAAACGUUACCAUUCGUGUUGUUAGAAAUAAUAUUCUAUAUUUCUCUCUUGGAAGCACUUUUAUAUUAUUUGCAAAUAUGGCUCGCAAAAAAAGAACAAGGAAACCUCUCAUUAAGGAUGAUGUUGAUGAUAUGGAAGACGAUAUUGAAGACGUGAAUAUGAAUAAUGUGACAGAUUCAGAAGAAGAAUAUACAGAAACUGAAAAAAAAUUACUAGAAAAAGUAAGGAAACAGCAUACUACUGAAAAUUUUGAUAGCGAUGAUGAAGUUCUUGGUUUAGAAGAUGAGAAUGAGGAAGAAUCAGACGAUCAGCAAGAUUUAAUGGAAUCUGACAUUGAAGGGAUACAAGAAGAUUAUGAUAUGCCAAACGACAGAGCUUGGGGCAGCAAAGCAAAAGCUUUUUACUCGUCAGAUUUUAAAUAUACAGAUUAUGCAUCAGCGCCUCAAAAAGAUUUGAUUAAUGCUGAAAUGGAAGAAGAAGAAGGAAAAAAGUUGCAUUUAAGAGCAAUGGGACAGCACUUAGCUCUUGAUGGUUCAAAUUUGAAUAAAAACAUGAUAGCUGAAGUUAUAAAGGAUAACGAAGUUGUUCAAGAGGACAUAAAACAAGUGUCUGACAAAGAAUCUUUUGUAAUUAUGGUCAAUACUUAUAAAGAAUACAUGAUGGAAGCAGAGAAUAUUUUAGCACCCUUUCUUGAAUUGGUCAAAGAUGGAACAUGUCCUGAAUGCAAUGCAGUAACUUUUAUUAGAACUAAAUACAAAACUAUAUUAAAUUAUUGCACAAAUAUCUCAUUUUGUUUGAUGCUGAAAGAAAAGGAGCUGCCAAUAAAAACGCAUCCAGUUGUGAAGCGUCUGGAGCAAUAUCAUCAAUUGCUCAACGAAUUGCAAUCGGAGCAGGGAGAUUUGUUAGAGCAAGUGACAGAGAUAUUGAAAGCAGUUAAAGAAAACCGACCUCUUUAUAGCAUAUCAGAUGGUUCUCUAGUACAAAGUAGUAAGAAAACUCCAAGACUUACUAACUUGACUAAAAAGCUGAUAGCUAAAAGAAAAGCAGUAAUGCAAGAAGAUAAGUUAUCAUCUAAUAGUACGAAUGAAGAAACAAGAUUGGAUGAAGAGCUAGAUACUGAAGAAGAAUACAAUGGCAAAUCUAUAUUUGAUGAAAAAGAUGAUACCAUCUUGAAUACUGCGAACGAAGAUGCCAAGAGAGCGAUAACAUAUCAAAUGGCAAAGAACAGAGGUCUCACGCCUUACCGCAAGAAGGAAUUGCGCAAUCCGCGAGUGAAGCACAGAAAUAAGUAUCGUAAAGCUCUAAUUCGCAGAAAGGGCGCGGUGAGAGAAGUGAGAAAGGAAUUGACUCGUUAUGCAGGUGAGAUCUCAGGUAUCAAAGCGGGUGUGAAGAAAGGUAUUAAAUUAAAAUAA